This is a messenger RNA of Bolinopsis microptera, 1266 nucleotides long. RefSeq names its product plasminogen-like. The record is from RefSeq and is a predicted model, not a curated record. Lineage: Eukaryota; Metazoa; Ctenophora; Tentaculata; Lobata; Bolinopsidae. The transcript has 6 exons. The coding region runs from base 120 to 797 and encodes 225 amino acids.
UUUCGUUCUUCAGCUGCACCGGCCCCUCAAUCCAACUGUUCCAUGAUAAGGCAACCCAAGAGAGAUUCGUCAUAGCGUUCGGACCAUCUUCUCCACCCAUAGUUCCACUAGACUUUACAAUGGAGUUCAAAUACGCAAGAGUAUUGUCUGGAAAAUGGAGGCUUGAAAAAGCUAAAGGUAGAUCCUACACUGAGGGAGAAUUGAUCGAAACUCUGGAAAUAUUCACGAUAGAGAAUCUCGAAACCAAAAUCAACAACGAGUUUUGCUAUUUUCCGCUGGAUCUGAUAAAGUUUGAAGGGAAAAUAAAUAAAACAGAAAAGGGAGAUUAUUGUGGACCUUGGGAAGAUGAAACUGAGGACAAGAAUAAUUACUGUAAGACAUCAGAAUCUUACAAAGGCCAUACUCGUCCCGGAACGGAACCGUGGUGUCUUGACGCUGAAACAAGAGUACCAAUCUCGUGUGGUGUCCCAGUCUGUGGUUGGGAUACAAUCUGUAAAAGUACUGAGGAGGGGCACGAGUAUCGUGGGAGUCUGAGAAGGACGGAUCUAGGAUAUGAUUGUAGGAACUGGAAGGCGGAUUGGCCUCAUCCCAACAAGGGCUAUGAUAACGAGGCUGAAUACGGUGUUGGAAACCACGAUCUGUGUAGAAACCCUGACCCUGACUACCCCACCAUCUUCUGCUACACUACCAACUGGCUCAAGCGAUAUGAUAACUGUAAUGUUCCCAGAUGCAAUACCAAGGAUCAUCCUAGAUACCUGUUUGGACCCGGACUCAAGAAACGUUCCUCAUUUGUUUGAGCGCGGAACUAAUUAUUGGACAAACAUUGUAGUUAAAGGGACUGUGAUCAGCCCAGAAAAGUGAAACUUGCUAAAAUUUGUAAUUAGUUGUUCCAAGAGUAAAUUAGAUAAAACCAAAAUUUAGAAUCGAUUGAUUUUUAAAUUACCGUUGGAAGUGGGAUGUUCCACCGAUUUUAAUAUUUAAUAACUAACUAUCACCAGAGUAUUCAGUAUUGGCUGGAAGGCUGUAGACAGUUGAAACUCUGAAUGUUGAGACAAAUGUUUCAAGUUUAAGCUAGCGAUAGACUUUAGUGCAGUGUGCAAGCUUUAGUUUUCUCUUCACAGCGCUUACACAAAAUAAUAUUACUGCAGUUUCCUUCGGUUUGCUCGGCUGAUACAGAAUACUUAAAUUCAGUACUAAUAUUUUGCUUAUCUUUUAAAAUGAUCGACAGUUAGAUCUGUAUAAUGAAGUUUUUUUGCAACAUUUUUG